Anoplophora glabripennis (Asian longhorned beetle) is the source of this 1146-nucleotide messenger RNA. RefSeq names its product estrogen sulfotransferase-like. The transcript is spliced from 4 exons. Bases 21 to 986 code for a protein of 321 amino acids. Gene Ontology annotation, biological process: sulfation. Lineage: Eukaryota; Metazoa; Arthropoda; Insecta; Coleoptera; Cerambycidae. Gene Ontology annotation, molecular function: sulfotransferase activity. Gene Ontology annotation, cellular component: cytoplasm. The record is from RefSeq and is a predicted model, not a curated record.
UAGGGACAGUUCGCAGAGCUAUGAGUUUCACUUGCGAACCGUUUAAAGGCAAAUACGCCGACGUAUACGAAAGAGUCACCGGAGUGAAAGACGCCCUUUACGAAAUCAACCCGGGAAAAUAUUUGUGUCGUUUUGUUUACAAAGAUAUGAUUCAAAGAGUGCUGGAAGCUCCCGUUAGGCAGGACGACACUUGGUUGGUCAGCUUUCCUCGGACAGGAUCAACAUGGUGUCAAGAAAUGAUAUGGAUAAUUGGAAAUAACUUAGACUUCGAAACUGCGAAAAAUACUUUGCAGCAAUUCAGGGCACCUUUAAUUGAGGCGUCUGCAAGUUUGUACACAUUUGCUGACCUUUUUAAAGAAAACUUUACUGAUUCUGUGGAAUACGUCAACAAUUUUCCUUCUCCAAGAUUUAUAAAAACUCACCUAACGUAUCGUUUGCUACCUAGCGAAAUUCGUAAGGUAAAGCCAAAAAUAAUAUAUUUAAUGAGGAAUCCGAAAGAUGUGUGCGUUUCUUACUACUUUCACUGCAAAGUCUUACAUGGUUUUAACGUAGAUUUCGAGCUAUUCUGCGAACUGUUCCUAAACAACGCCGUCUGCUAUGGGGGGAUUUUCGACCAUUACAUGGAAUUUUGGAAUAUGCGUCACGAAAGCAACAUUCUCAUCCUACGAUACGAGGAUAUGGUUUCGGAUACCAGAGAAGCAGUAAGGAAAAUAGCUAAGUUUAUGGAAAAAUCGCUUUCCGAGGACGAUAUCACUUCUAUAAUCGAGUUUUUGAGUUUAAAAAACAUGAGAAAAAAUAGAGGUUGUAAUAUGGAGCCUUUUGUGGAGAGCAAAAAUGGACCGGACUUUUACAACAAAAUCGGUAUUCAUUUUGUAAGGCAAGGAAAAGUUGGGGAUUGGAAAAAUUACAUGUCUCAAGAAAUAACUAGAAAGUUUGAUGAAUACAUCGACAAAAAUACUAGAGAAACUGGACUAUCCUUUGAUUAAAUUUCUUUAAAUGCUUUUAAAUACUUGUUAAUGUUUGUACAUUUAUUUUUUUUAAACUGGUGUUCUGGAAAUAAUUGGUUAGAAUUUAGGGAAUAUUCAUAAAACUAAUGAAGUUAUACAGGGUGGUCGCGACAAAAAAGUUAUGUCGUUUUUAACACAU